GGAAGAUUAUUCCUCCACUACUCACCCACUCACACACUCACCCACUCACACACAUACACACACCUACACUCCUACAUCUGUGCUUCUUCUCCUUCUCCUUUCUCCUUCUCCUUCUUCUUCUCAUUCAUCUUGUUGUCGUCGUCGCUAUCAACUUCGCUUCACUUGACGCAAGAUCGACACUCACACUCGUUCCUUGACGGAAUCUUCACUUCAACUCGGUCCUUUUUUUUUCACGACACAGGCAUUGACUGUCAUUUCUCACCUCCGCCCGCUACAUCUACCCGAACGCUCAUCGCCCCCACGGAACCCACCCCCACUACCAAAAUGCACUCUACACUUCCCUCGCCGCCGCCGUACUCCCCCACCUCCCCCACCUCUCCCACCUCGAGCAACAGCAGCGACAAUAGUCCCACACACUCCACCUUCCUCGGCUCAUCUCCUCACUCCUCCCCCGCCUCCUCGGCCCCCAGCUCACCCAAACCCUUCCCCACGCGCUUCGCUCCACCCCGCUAUUCCCCACGACUCCAGCACCUCGCGUCCCUCCGCCCACUGGCACUCCACCUCGCACCGCCGACGCCCAUGUGGAUCGCCACGAGCGAGAACGAGAACGAGAAGUCCGCGCUGACGAUGGGCUCGGCGGCGUGGAUCGAUACUGCCGCGCUCGAGGCGGGCGUUGGCAGAGGUGGCAGAGGCGGCAGAGGUGCCCUGGCCGUCGCCGUGCGUGCCGGCCCUGCGGGCGCCGCGGAGAAGGCUGCUGUCCUGGUGCUCUUGGGCAUGGGCUUCGUGGUGAUCGCGCUACUGGUUGUGGGUGUUGUUGCGGGGAGAUUUUAGGCCGCUCGAUGGUGGAAGCGGGCGUGGGGCUUGGGGUGUAUGCAUUCAUGGCGUUUUGGAUUUUUGGGGGGUUCGGGCAUUGCAUUGGGGGUUUUGAUGUAGCAUAUGAUCGUUAGAUUUGUGGAUUCGGGAUGAGAAGGAGGAGGGGAAGGAGGAGGAGGCGGAGGAGGAGGUUGUACAUACAUACAGAGCACAUACAUAUGGCAGAGCAAUACGUACCUACUACGGGCGACGCUGAACGUCACAAAAGACGCCAGCGCGCCCGAGCAGUCAAG
Tricharina praecox is the source of this 1106-nucleotide messenger RNA. RefSeq lists its product as uncharacterized. The annotation marks the transcript as partial. NCBI's taxonomy places the organism in Eukaryota, Fungi, Ascomycota, Pezizomycetes, Pezizales, Pyronemataceae. The record is from RefSeq and is a predicted model, not a curated record. The transcript has a single exon.